Molecule: messenger RNA, 1193 nt
Organism: Panonychus citri (citrus red mite)
Lineage: Eukaryota; Metazoa; Arthropoda; Arachnida; Trombidiformes; Tetranychidae
Product: methyltransferase N6AMT1-like
Exons: 5
Coding region: 379-1065 (228 amino acids)
Biological process (GO): methylation
Cellular component (GO): eRF1 methyltransferase complex
Molecular function (GO): protein methyltransferase activity; S-adenosylmethionine-dependent methyltransferase activity; nucleic acid binding
Source: RefSeq, a predicted model, not a curated record
GAAACCAGCAAAGUAAAAAGAUGAGAUUCUGUUAUUGAAACAAUUUAGAUUAAAUUGUUAACAAAUUAAUCACUGGAGCUCAACAACCAUGGAACAAUUUAAAACAUGAACAGUGAAAGAUGAACAAUCAAUUUUGUUUCAAUUCUUCACCAAUCUUUAAAUUACCUUUGAGUUUUUUUCUUCUCCUUCUUCCUCUUGAUCACAAUUAAAAACAAAAGGUUAAUCAAUGUUAACUGAAUUCACUUUCCAAUUGAAAUUAAUUUAAAUUCCCGUGAAUUUGGUGUUCACAAUUAAAGUUAAUCUCAACAUUAAUCCCUCUCAAAUUGUUGUCGUCAAGAUCCACUGGUGACUGGUGAUCGAUUAAAUUGAUUAAAUCCAAUGGAAACUCCGUUUUAUUCAACUGCCAAUGGAUUUGUUUAUGAGCCAUCAGAAGAUAGUUUCUUAUUGUUAGAUGGCUUGGAAAAAGAUUUACAAUUAAUUAAAGAUGCAAGACCUACUAUUUGUUUGGAGAUCGGUGUUGGUUCGGGGAUUAUUACGUCGGCUUUAAGUAAACACCUUGGUGUCAAUGGCUUUUCUUACUUCAUUUGUACUGAUGUUAAUCCGAAUGCUGGUAUCGCUUGUAAAGAAACAUUUAACCUCAAUAAUCUCAUUUAUUCACCUGAAAUUGUGUUAACCAAUUUAAUUGAUUCAUUGGAACAUCGAUUACAAUCUAAUGUUGAUUUAAUUGUCUUCAAUCCACCUUAUGUGCCUACAGAUGAUUGUGAGAUUGAAAGUGACAAUUUAUUGACCAAAUCAUGGGCUGGAGGAAUCAAAGGUCGUCGAGUGAUUGACAAAUUUAUCGAAACAAUAAUCAAUGUAAUUGCUGAUGAUGGAUUAAUUUAUCUCUUAUUAAGCCAAGAGAAUCAACCGGAUGAAGUUAUUGAGAUAUUGGAAAAAGUAAACAUCAAAUUAGAUGAAAUUGUUAUCAAAAGAAAAUGUCUCAAUGAACAUUUAAUUGUUCUCAGAUUUAGAAAGAAAAAAUCACAACAAUUAACUCAAUCCAUAGGAAAAUUAAAAAUCUCCUAAAUCAUCAGCUGAUUUGACAAAAUGAUUAACACUUAAAGUGAGAGAGAAAAACAAAACAAAACAAAACCAGUUACCAGCUGAAAUUAUACUAAUUAAAAUGAAUCUUAACCAAACCUGUUAAACCUUAA